Messenger RNA from Fomitiporia mediterranea MF3/22, 450 nucleotides. Its product is annotated as cytidine deaminase. Bases 1 to 450 code for a protein of 149 amino acids. Gene Ontology annotation, cellular component: cytosol. The record is from RefSeq and is a predicted model, not a curated record. Gene Ontology annotation, molecular function: cytidine deaminase activity; zinc ion binding. Lineage: Eukaryota; Fungi; Basidiomycota; Agaricomycetes; Hymenochaetales; Hymenochaetaceae. The transcript is spliced from 5 exons.
AUGUCUGCCAUAAGCGAAACAGACAAGCUUCGCAUCAUUAAAGCAGCACGGGAAGCUAGGGAGUUCGCAUACUGUCGUUACUCAAGAUUCCGCGUCGGUGCAGCAUUAUUGAGCAAGUCGGGAGAGGUAAUAAAGGGGGCAAAUGUUGAAAAUGCAUCGUACGGCGGAACCAUAUGUGCUGAACGCACGGCACUCGUCAAAGCAGUUAGCGAGGGCAUACUUGAAUUUGUCGCGCUGGCAGUGACGACCGACGUGCCGUCUCCCAUAUCACCAUGUGGGAUGUGUCGCCAGUUCAUACGUGAAUUCUGUGCUCCUGAGAUGCCCGUUCUUAUGGUCGCUGGGAAUUAUGUCGAAGGGUCGUCUGUCGACUUAGAAAAGUCCUCUAUCGUAGUUAUGACGGUCGAUGAACUCCUGCCGAAUAGUUUUGGACCGGAACACCUCCCGAGAUAA